AACUUCUUUUCUUUCUAUUCAGCUAUUGAGGUGAAUCUUCCAUUGUGGUCGUUUCCUAUUGUCGUUGCCUUAUUAUCUUUCGUUGAUCGAAUUGUCAAUCCAGUCGGCUUCAGAACGACAUUAACACUUUCUCCCAUUCUUCAUUCAACCCCUCACUCCCUCCACCAUAUAAAUUCCUCUCAGGAACACUUAAACAUCUAUCAACUCGAUCAACUUAGCAGAAGUCUGCGGUUUUACCAACACUCGACGUGUACAAAACGUGAUAUACCAUCACACUCUUCUUCUAAUCCAACUUCAAUCGAAGCCCGGCAAAAUGGGUCUCAACAGCAAGUCACUGGCUGGUCCAGGUUACAUCAUUCUCAAUGUCCUCCGUGGCAUGAACAUCAUCGCGCUUCUGUCCGUCGUCACGGCAUCCGUGGUGAUGCUAAUCAAGACAUUCGUUGUCUCCAAGUUCUUCUUCUUCGACGCAGUCACCCAUGUCCUACGCGCUUCGGUUUGCUUGUUCCUCAUCGUCUCCGAGAUUGGACUCUUCCGACCGUACUUUGCACGCAACUGGCCGCUCCUCAGCCCGAAACAUGGAUUUGUCUUCCUGGCUUGCCUCAUGAUGGCAAUCGGCGUCAACAUCCUCGGGAAUCUGAAUAAGGAGGCAACGAGCCAGGAAUCAAUUGGUCUUGCUUUCUGGAGGAUCGUCAUUGGGUCAGGUAUUGUCGUCUUGGUCAUUGGGGUCUUCAAUUUGGUGGCGAGCUACCUCUUCCGUGACAGGGGCCUCAAGGUCUCCGCCAGACGAAUCCGCUCUCACGGCGCAGUCGCACUGAGCAACGCCGAAGCGGAACGCGCACACCUCGAGACCGCCAUGAUGUCCCCCCACCCCUCCUCCAAGAACCUCAACAUCGCCACCAGCUUCACGGGCUGCGAUUCCUCCAUCAAAUCAUACAAGUCCCCCACCCAGAAAUCCCCCAGCCCCAAACGCGCCACCUUUAAGAACUUCUCCGCCGCGAAGACCUUCCGUGCCGCCCGCGCCAGCAUUCUCCCUAGCUACCACAGCCGCGUCGAACGGGCCGCGAUUGAUGCCGCCGAGGCCAAGUCACCAUCCUACCACCCCAGGGAACCAAUCUCGCCAGCCAGCUCGCGGUACAGCCGGACGACCAGUGGAAGGGAUGCGCACGGUCGCGAGCGGGAACGGGACAUGGAGAUCUCCAUGCCGCUGAAUGUGAACCCGCAGUUUGCGCAUCUGCUAAAGCCAGAUUUAGCGCAUCAUCCGAGCCAGCGGAGAGGCGAGACGACGUCGCCUGGCGGAUGGGUCUGAGGGUUACUGGAACGACAAUGGGUUUUCUGAGCGUAAAUAGGAGUUUGAGGGACACGGCGUUUCAAGGAGAGUCAAGGAACGGAUAACGAAGCGGGAUUCGGAGUUUCUGC
This is a messenger RNA of Eremomyces bilateralis CBS 781.70, 1416 nucleotides long. RefSeq lists its product as uncharacterized. The record is from RefSeq and is a predicted model, not a curated record. The transcript is spliced from 3 exons. NCBI's taxonomy places the organism in Eukaryota, Fungi, Ascomycota, Dothideomycetes, Eremomycetales, Eremomycetaceae. Bases 314 to 1306 code for a protein of 330 amino acids.